Messenger RNA from Punica granatum (pomegranate), 981 nucleotides. Lineage: Eukaryota; Viridiplantae; Streptophyta; Magnoliopsida; Myrtales; Lythraceae. The record is from RefSeq and is a predicted model, not a curated record.
CACACUGUCCAAACGCAACCAACAGGCCCUCACCGGCAAACUAUUCAUCAAAUAGAGAGAGAGGGGAGGGGAAGAAUACCUCUUCGAGUGGAGAUGGGGUUGCGAAGCUGAGUAGGAGCCGAUCUUAAAGAAGAGGAAGAGGUAGGCAGAGUCAUGGAGAUGGGGCCCUGUACUAUGGUAGAGCCAGGAACCCUCUCCUUUGGUCACAGAGGUUGUCUACCUCCGUGAAUCUCUCAUGAAAAAGCCUAUAUGAAACUGUGAUGCAGACCCACGACUUGGUUCCUUCUCCGUUGUCGCUAAUCGGCUGGAGAUGGGAGGAAAAUAUGUCGGUGGGGUUUCCGCAGCUUCCUUUACUGACAAGGGUUUCGAGGGAGAUGCUACCUUUCCCGUUCGACUGAGGCUUUGUGGUGCCCUACAGUUCUCAUUAUGCAUCUUGGCUUCAACGUUCCCUGGAAAAACUACAAAAGCAAGCAACGAUCAGCUUCUGUGGGAACUGGGCUUGAGCUGUGAAGCCAAAAGAGAACAAUUGAAUAACACAAAUUCGGUCGCCAGUGGAAUCAGUGGACAGCCGUCGAAUUUUGUCGAGCCCCUACCAGUGGGUGUUACGGUAUAAGAGGCGUCUUCAUCUGAAGCCACUUCCAUAUCGAAGUGAAAGGUACUUUCUUCCACCAAUUUCAAGUUACAUUCUGUGAUUUUCCACCAUUUUUAUGCCGGGUUGAGGAUAGUUCUUCGCCCAUGCUGUUGGUCGAAGUACCUGAUGAUUUUUGGUCGAUUUCGGUUUGAUUGCUUUCUGUGUACAUUUGUGCGGUGGAUUUUGUUGUUGCUGUUGGUCAAUUUGUCGAUUUCGGCUGCUUUGGAUUGGAAUACUGAUAUGUUUUGCAUUAAUCUGUUUUGCUGAAACUUUCCUCGUUGCAUUACGUAAUCGUAUUGCAAAUGCAAUAUGGAAUGCGGAAACAAGAGGAAACCGGUAAUAUUGGAAUG